This is a messenger RNA of Verruconis gallopava, 2487 nucleotides long. RefSeq lists its product as uncharacterized. Lineage: Eukaryota; Fungi; Ascomycota; Dothideomycetes; Venturiales; Sympoventuriaceae. The record is from RefSeq and is a predicted model, not a curated record. Bases 650 to 1033 code for a protein of 127 amino acids. The transcript has a single exon.
GUCAUCAAUUGCUGUCUCUCCCACCAUCCGUCCCUCCCUUUUUAGCACUCUCCCUUGUUCCCGAUAAAUCACCGCUUCAGGCUGUGUGCGAUUUCCCAGUAGCAGCAGGCUCCCAGGGCUGCCCGACACAAAGCACGGCGCGCUAGUUCCGCCCGCUUUUGAUCCAGCAACUCCCUCGAACCAUGCCAUGCAAUCUGCAACUAGCCUUGGCAGCCCAAUUUUCCCUACCGCAGAAUCUCUGGCCGAAACGCUCAAGCGCAACAACGCCGGUUCACACGUCGCUUACUACCUCACUUUGAAGCAGCUUGGUGCAGAAGAAACACGGGCAGGCCAGCCCUAAGCAGCAGAAGUGAAACAUUCCCUAUCUUUCGCGUCGCUUCUCGGGCCCCAGACGGGUUUCUGUUCCAGCGGCAGGCGAAGUAGCUCGCUCCCACCUGCUCCCGACCGGCAGAACACACCAUGCGCUUAUCCUGGGCUCGAUGCCGAGCGAAUGGGCGCGCUGCUCUUCAGGUACAGUGAGCGACGAACACAGACCAUGCAAGCACGCUUUCCGCACCUGGCCGACCCACUGCCCCGGUAUCCAAUCGACGAUCACGGGGCGCGAUAACGAAAUCAGCCCGCACCUGCCCAGGUUGUUCGAUCCCAGUCGAUGUGCUCCAACUCGCCCUCCCCAUCGCUGCUGUUGACUCUUUUUCUUAUUCCCCUAACUUCCUCUCGUCUAGGCACCUCUGCCUCCCUGGCCGGGUCGAAUGUGCACACUAACAGCCCCCCUUCCCUCUUACCUAACCCUACACACGGUCCCCCCCGGAAGACCUGUCAGUCCGGUUCCUUGUUGCCUGCUGGCUGCUCUCACGCUUCAGCACGUGAAAGUCUCCCCCUCCCCCUGUGGGGACAUCUUGCAUGUUCUAAUGGCAUUUCUUUCUGGCUGAUACGUGAUGAAAGGGAAAUGAUGGCAUGGCAAAUUCUUGUGUUGGGACACGAUCGGACGCAUAGGACGCAUCUCCGUUGCUGCACUUUGACGUACAGGUCCUGAUUCCCUUCCACCCGAGCUUUGCUGUACAGCCUGGUGGAGCAUCGCGCACGUACAACACCGGAUUGGGGAGUGCGUAGUGAACAGCAGCAGCACCACCGCUGCUAAAGAUGAUGUCUCACCAGGGAGAGGGCGGAUCCAUUCACCCAUCGAUCUGAGACUAGAGCGAUAAUCUCCCCCUCCCCAUCUUUUAUCGCCUCAUCCUUACCUACAGAGGUACUUUAUGCGCACUCUCGUGCGUUGAUCGGGUUGUUCGCAAAGAGUUCCCGGCUCGCACACAUUCGGCCACGACUCUGGCACGUUUGCCGCCCAGAGUGUUGCAUGCGCUCGUGGGGAUACGUCCCGUUGUCUUAUCGUCACCUUCGAGAUACGGGUACCCACGACGGUCCGCCGCACACUUUCGUUCCAACUGAUCAAGUGGAUAACUCGAGCAAAAGACAGAACAUUGGGGCCUUUGUGUCACGGACUAUCACUGUGGACGCCCCGCCUGCAUCACGUCUUGUGUAACCACCCCUUCCGUAGAGGAAAGGAGGAAAAAGAGAAUACGACGUCCGCCCUUUCCCGCCGCCCCUGCAAGCACCCGCACGACCAAAAGGAGUGGACGGUUUUCCCCCUUAAACUAUAUACCAAAGAUAUAAAGCCUUCCGCUGUGGCGGACGCAGCGAGCUGUGAUGGAAAACGGCAGUCCAUCUGACGCAAGGCAAAGGCUACGUCUGACACGUCGUGUGCUGAGAAAUGAAACUUUAUCUGCGGCGUCUUUUACUGCAUCGCCCUGCUCACAUGCACAGUCCUGCCGUGAAUUGAUCAUUUCUCCAAUGCUGCCCAUCAAUUAGACUUUUCUGACGGCAGCACGCUAUCACCAAUACCGCGACCACUACUGGUUGGCGUGGUUGCCUACCUAGCCAUCAAUCACGUUGGUUCCGAACGCCGAUUUUGGGGAAAGGGCAGAUACGAGUGGCACUAGUGCAAUUCAGCUCCUGGCGGCCAUGCCCACAUGCCACUUUUUUGUUAAUUGACUCAUAGACGGACGCGAUGCGGGGUUGAAGAUGGUGGUCUUUUAGAUCGCGUACACACUUAGGACUUGGGAACCUGGAAUAGUUGAGCGCAUAAUUGCGUGGUUUUUUUAUUGGAAGGGAAGUCCCACCAGGCCAUGCAGGUGACGGCCAACGCUGCUCGCUUCCUCUUCUCUUUGCUCAACCACACACGUGAAGAUGAGGCGCCGAAGGCGGUCAUGAUUUCGUCACAAGGCUGACGUGGAAAGUAAAAUGCUGCCCUUGCGAGGCUUGCGAGGGGUGGAAACGGCGAGACAAGCGUAGGGGAUCGCGUUCUUCGUCACCUCACAUGCGGUGUGAUCUGGCUUGCUCACCUGCAUGAGCCUCAAGUCAUGUGAUUCUCUUGGUUUUUUCAAACCUCACAUCGACGAAGAACGGGUGCUAUAUUGCUUUCGCGCUUGGAAG